This is a messenger RNA of Strigops habroptila (Kakapo), 1005 nucleotides long. RefSeq names its product platelet-activating factor receptor-like. The transcript has a single exon. Gene Ontology annotation, molecular function: G protein-coupled receptor activity. NCBI's taxonomy places the organism in Eukaryota, Metazoa, Chordata, Aves, Psittaciformes, Psittacidae. Bases 1 to 1005 code for a protein of 334 amino acids. Gene Ontology annotation, cellular component: membrane. Gene Ontology annotation, biological process: positive regulation of Rho protein signal transduction; phospholipase C-activating G protein-coupled receptor signaling pathway. The record is from RefSeq and is a predicted model, not a curated record.
AUGAACGGCUCGGCGCUGGAGCCGCUGCCAGCAGGGCACCCUGGCCAGUGUGUGCCCAACGACCCGGUGCAGUUUGUGCUGGUGCCUGCCGUCUACUGCCUGGUGCUGUGCGUGGGGCUGCCGGGCAACCUGGUGGCUUUGCUGGUGUUCCUGCAGAGCGGCAAGGUGAGGAAGGCCAUCCGCAUCUACCUCAUCAACCUCACGCUGGCCGACAUCCUCUUCAACCUCACGCUGCCCCUCUGGAUCCCCUACUACCUGGCUGGGGGGAACUGGCUGCUCUCGGAGGCCGCGUGCCGCCUGGCCGGUGCCGCCUACUACCUGGCGACCUACAGCGCCAUCACCUUCAUGGCGCUCAUCAGCUUCAACCGGUACAGCGCGGUGCGGGCGGCGCGGCGGGAGCUGCCGCUGACGGGGCCCCGCGGUGCCGCGGUGGCCUGCGCCCUGGCCUGGCUUCUGGGGCUGGGCUGUGCUGUGCCCACCCUGGCCACGCACCAGACCUUCCGCACCCGCACCGGAGCCACGGCCUGCUUCGAGCAGCACGGCCGGCAGCGGGCGUACGCCUAUGCCAUGGUGGGCUUCUUCACCAUCGCCUUCCUGGUGCUGCUGGGCACCUACGCCUCCGUCGCCUGCGCGCUCUCGGUGCCCGCCGCCGCCGCCGCCUCGCCGGGCUCGCACCGGCAGCAGGCGCGGGCCAUGGUGCUGGGGAUGCUGCUGGUCUUCGUGGUGUGCGUGGCUCCCUACCACCUCACGCUGGCCCCCUGGGUGGGCAGCCGGCCCCCCGUGCCGCCCUGCGGGACCCCCGGCACCCUGGAUGUGCUGCACACGCUGAGCGUGGCCCUGCUGAGCCUCAACAGCUGCCUCGACCCCCUCGUCUACUGCUUCUCCAUCCGGCACUUCCGCGCCGACCUGGGGCGCACCCUGCGCAAGAUGGGACGGUGCCUCCCGCUGUCCCCAUCGGCUCCCCCCGUGCCCAGCGCCCGCGCGUCCUCCUUUGCCUCCUCAUAG